This is a messenger RNA of Xiphophorus hellerii (green swordtail), 1110 nucleotides long. RefSeq lists its product as uncharacterized. The coding region runs from base 1 to 1110 and encodes 369 amino acids. The transcript has 6 exons. The record is from RefSeq and is a predicted model, not a curated record. Lineage: Eukaryota; Metazoa; Chordata; Actinopteri; Cyprinodontiformes; Poeciliidae.
AUGGCUGCAGUGCAAGACGAUUCCCUAGAGGCACAGAGAUGCAUCCAGAAAGAGCUGGACCAAGCCAAAGACGCAAGUCUAGAAAUGGUCCAGAAGUUUGAAGUUGAAAUUUUAGCCCUUAGAAAAGAAAUAGAAACAAUGGAGCAGGAGCACAGGGAUGAAAGAUACCGUCAUGCAGAGGUCGAGAUACGUAACGGAAAGAGGGCCAAAUUCCUCCACGCGGAGAAGAACAUGCUACAGAAGGAGCUGGAUGAAGUUAAACGCGACCUCUUUUUAAAUGAAGUCAAGUACAGGAAAGAGCUGGAUGCGUCAACAGCUGAAAUUGAACGCCAACUUUCACGCAAUUAUAAGCUCUCUGAGGAGCUAAAACGGAAGGAUCAGGAGAUCUCAGGGAGCUGCUUCAGUGUGACCUACGCUGAAGGCACAAUGUGUUCCUACAAAUCACAGAAACAGUCCUGCUCCAUCACAUUUCCUACAGAAGUUCGUGUUGAAAGGACAGAAUCAGAGAAUGACCAUUUCAAGAUGACGUGUAACUCCAGCUGUUCUCUGACUGACAACAAAACUUCAUUUCAGUUGUAUAAAAACACAGAAACUGGUGAACAGAAAGUUGUUGAAAGCCCUCUAGUUACCAUCUCAUCAACAGAGAGCUUCUUCUGCACUGUGAAGGAUCGUCAUGAUCUGCUUUCUAAUGAAGUUUGUGUUGAUGAUAGCAACUGCUGGACUGUGAAUUAUGACAGCAGGAGAAUCUGUGGCCUGAAAGGUUCAUCAGUGAACAUCUCCAGCAAGUACUCACAUCCUGAACAGCAACAGUCACUGACUAAACGCUGGUAUAAAAUGAAGAUAAAUACAAAGCUGGAGGAAGAGGUGAUGGAGAAUAAUACUGAUGUGAAUUAUCAGGAUGACACGAGGAACCAACACAUCCUCAGAUUAAACAACCUGGAUGAGAAAAACUCAGGAGAAUACGAGUUCAGAAUCAAAACAGACCAUUUUAUAUGGAAAUCAUCUAAUUUUUCUGGAGUUACUUUGAUUGUAACAGCACUUCCUGCAUGGGUGUACCCUGCCUCUCACCAAAUGCCCACUAGAGAUGGGAACCCCCGCGACCCUGCAUAG